AUGAAGCCCGUCAUCGCCAUCCCUGCGACUCUGCUGUUGGUGUAUCGCGCAUACGUCAAGAACUCGCUCACGCCAGCUGGCAUCAUUGCUGCUGUGCUUACCGCAAUUGCCCAUGCAAUACAUCCAUGGAAUUUGCCAUUCGUCCUCUUGGUCGUCUUCUUCCUGGCUGGGACGCGGGCGACGCGUGUAAAAGAGCAUGUCAAGACCACUCUCACCGUGAAGGCAGGCGGCUCCUCAGGCGGUGAAGGCCCGCGUACACAUGUGCAGGUCUUCGCCAAUUCUCUGACAGCAUCUAUGCUCUCAGUCCUUCACGCUUACCAGCUUCGCUCCCGACAGCAAACUCUGCUUACCGACCCAACAGGUACCGGUAGCCUUUGCUUCUCUUGGGGCGGAGAUCUCCUCGUGGUUGGCAUUAUUGCCAACUACGCCUGUGUUGCCGCUGACACGUUCAGUUCUGAGUUGGGCAUCCUCGCUCGGAGUCAGCCGCGGUUAAUAACGAGCCUUACUCUGCGCAAGGUGCCACGGGGUACAAAUGGGGGUGUAACUCUCGAGGGCCUGGCAGCUGGUCUGCUUGGUAGUGUCAUCAUCGUCACGUCCGCUAUGCUCUUUCUGCCGUUUUGCACCAAAGCGACGGAAGGCAAGCUGGGAGGAGGGCCUGCAUGGACUCUGGAGCAAAGAAGGCUGCUGAUGGGAGGUUUGGCUCUCUGGGGAUUGCUCGGAAGUUUGGUGGAUAGCAUCUUGGGUGGCCUGUUCCAGCGUAGUGUGAGGGAUGUGAGAAGUGGAAAGAUUGUGGAAGGCGAGGGCGGCGAGCGUGUCCUCAUAUCUGCGCCGGUGCCGGAGAAGAGGACCGAUGUUGGUGCUGGGAUCAAGGCUGCCCUGCUACAUGGAGAGGGUGAGGCUGCGGUUGAGAAGACGGACGCAGUGGGGACGGGUCAAAGUGGUGCUGAUUUAAGCCGCUAUGAUCCCCAAAACAAGCAGCGCAGACCGAGCUUUGGAGACGAAAGACCAUCGAGAGUAGUGGAAAACGGUUGGGAUCUGCUUGACAACAACGACGUCAACUUUUUGAUGUCGUUCGGCAUGAGCAUCGGUGCCAUGGCUCUCACUGAACGCGCACAAGGAGUGGCUCGGAACAACUUCUGGCCAAGGGAAUCAGCAAGGGAGCCGCCAGGAGUCGCUAGAAUCUGGGAGUCAAGUCAGGUGGAGAGAAGCCGGUGCUGGGCGCUGUGGCCCCACGGCAAUCCACCACUUCCCAAGAACCCCGCCAUCGCUACGACCACAACCAUCACCAAUUACUCGUGUCCCGCAAACCCCUCGAAAUCCUCAAACCCCUUCAACCACUUCAACCACUCCGCAAUGGCUUCGGCCGACCGCAGCGCCGCCCCGUCUAGCGGCGACAGCGCUGGCGGCAGUCAGAAUCGCCAACAAUCGUCGCAUCGCGCAGACCGUAGUAGCGAAUCGCGACUGAGCCAGUACCAGAUCAUCAAGACUCUGGGCGAAGGCAGCUUCGGCAAGGUGAAGCUGGCCAUUCACAAGGGAACCGGCCAGAAGGUCGCCCUCAAGAUCAUCUCCCGCAAGAACUUGCAGACGCGCGACAUGAAGGGACGCGUUGAGCGGGAGAUCGAGUACCUGCAGCUGCUGCGCCAUCCGCACAUCAUCAAGCUGUAUACCGUAAUCAAGACGCCCGCCGAGAUCAUCAUGGUUCUCGAGUUUGCCGGCGGCGAGCUCUUCGACUACAUCGUUCAGCACGGCCGCAUGCACGAGGAUGAGGCCCGUCGCUUCUUCCAACAGAUGCUAUGCGCUGUCGAGUACUGCCAUCGCCACAAGAUCGUCCACCGCGAUCUCAAGCCCGAGAAUCUGCUGCUUGACGACAACCUCAAUGUCAAGAUUGCCGAUUUCGGCCUGAGCAACAUCAUGACCGACGGUAACUUCUUGAAAACCAGCUGCGGCUCGCCCAACUACGCGGCUCCCGAGGUCAUUAAUGGCAAGUUGUACGCCGGGCCCGAGGUCGAUGUGUGGAGCUGCGGUGUGAUCUUGUAUGUCUUGCUUGUUGGUCGCCUGCCCUUCGACCACGAGCACAUCCCGACUCUAUUCGCCAAAAUCGCACGGGGAAGCUAUAUGGUUCCCACGUGGAUGAGCCCCGGCGCGGCUGGCUUGAUCAAGAAGAUGCUCGUUGUCAACCCAGUGCAACGCGCAACCAUCGACGAAAUUCGCCAGGACCCGUGGUUCCUCAAGGACCUCCCCGCCUACCUUCACCCGCCCGUCGAGGAAUUUUACCACACAGGCAUCGACCCCAACAAAGCCAUUCGACCCAGCGACAUUGCCCCGCACAUUUCGCCUCAGGAACAGCAAAAACUGCACGAGGAGGUGACAGAAAAGAUUAGCAAAACCAUGGGCUACGGCAAGCAGGAUAUUGAAGAGGCCCUCGAGUCGGACGAGCCAUCGGCUAUCAAGGAUGCUUACAUGAUUGUGCGGGAGAACAAGCUCAUGGAGCAUAGCAAACUCACUGGCCUUACUCCCGCCGAUGAUCCUUCUCACUCCUCCCGGUCGGUCACGAGCACAACCGCACCACGCCUUCCCUACGUCAGUAAGGUUGGCAUUUUGCCCAGCAGCCUUACCGUGUAUCAUAAGGUUUUCAUGGAACGCGAGCGGGCAAAGGCAGAAGGAUUGGAACUCGACACCGCACCGAUCGCGCCUGAACCGGCGCCCCAACCACGCAGCCAAGCUGAGCAGGAGGAAUCGCUGCGUCGACUCAAGCCCCAUUCGCGAAGCUAUGCGCGUCUCGACGACGCCAGUCGCCCACAGGGUCUCACGCCGGCAAAUCCGCCCAAGAAGAACAAGCCAGUACGUUGGCAGUUCGGCAUCCGUAGUCGGAACGCCCCGUGGGAAGCCUUGGUGUGUAUUUAUAAAGCUCUGUACAAGCUCGGAGCCACAUGGUUGGUGGAUGAGGAUUAUGAUUUUGUACAUGGCAAUAGAGAUGAGGAUGAGGAUGAUUACGACUCGGAAGAAGGCGGUUAUAGCAUGCGAAGACAUGGCAGGCAUCGCGGCUCAUCGAGCGCCGACAGGGAACAGGGGUUUUACAAGUUACCUGCUGAUCCCUGGAACAUCAAAGUGCGCUGGACUACGGACAAGCUCCAGAAACACUCCGUUGCCUCGGGCCUCAGCGACGGCCAGGAAGCCAACGAAUUUCAGAUUGUCGCGAUGCGUAUGGACAUCCAGAUCUACGAAAUGGAGUCUGGAGUUUACCUUGUCGACUUCAAGGUCGACGGUUAUGAGACGCCCGAUGGCAAACUGCUUGAGGAGAAGGAUGUUACCAGCCCGUUCCCAUUCCUCGACAUGGCAGCGCGGCUGAUUAUGCAGCUUGCAGAUGCUGAUUAG
Molecule: messenger RNA, 3375 nt
Organism: Thermochaetoides thermophila DSM 1495
Lineage: Eukaryota; Fungi; Ascomycota; Sordariomycetes; Sordariales; Chaetomiaceae
Exons: 6
Coding region: 1-3375 (1124 amino acids)
Biological process (GO): intracellular signal transduction; protein phosphorylation
Cellular component (GO): membrane; cytoplasm
Molecular function (GO): ATP binding; protein serine/threonine kinase activity
Source: RefSeq, a predicted model, not a curated record